Messenger RNA from Xyrauchen texanus (razorback sucker), 5944 nucleotides. RefSeq names its product TBC1 domain family member 9-like. The transcript is spliced from 21 exons. Gene Ontology annotation, molecular function: calcium ion binding. The record is from RefSeq and is a predicted model, not a curated record. Lineage: Eukaryota; Metazoa; Chordata; Actinopteri; Cypriniformes; Catostomidae. The coding region runs from base 625 to 4401 and encodes 1258 amino acids.
GAGAGAGUUCACCAUUAUUAAAGAGGGACAGAAAUGUCAUGCAAUGUUUAUUCUGAGCGCUAGGAAGUAUUUGCCGUGUCGCCACAUACACUCAACGCUCACAUUGUAUGCAUUUAGAAAUCUAAUACAUUUUCAUCGGCUUGACUGGAGAAACUGGACUGUACCGGUCGCACCUGAUUCAGAGACGAAUAACAAAGACUGAGACGCUUUAAAACACCGAGAAAUCUUCAGACUGCACUAUGAAUCACCUGAAUAUACUAGUUCUGCAUUUUAAGGACUAUAUUAGGCAUUCUUAGUCGUUAAUGUCAUUGUCGUUCUGGAUGGAAGGCGUGAAUAUGAUAUUAUUUUGGUAACGUGAGGUGCGCGCGCGUGUCUUAAGGAGAUCCGGGAUGAUUUUAUUUAUUUGCACGCACAUAUUCGAAUAUAUAUAGAUAUGUUCCAUACGUCACAUGUUAUAUCUCACAUAUAGUCAAUAAUUGUGCGAUAUACCCCGAUUGUUUCGCUUUAAAACGUCCGUAUUACUUUGCAUACGAGAUUUCACGCUUGGAUAAGCGACACUGACUCCACACUGGACCACGUACAUAUGAGUUUUUUGGAUGUCCUCGUAAGGAAACUGAGGUGAAGAUGUGGAUCAACCCUGAGGAGGUGUUGUUGGCCAGUGCGUUGUGGAUGACGGAACGCGCGAAUCCGUAUUUCAUCCUGCAGAAGAGAAAGGGCCAUGGAGGCGGUCUCGCGGGUCUGCUGGUGGGAACCCUUGACGUUGUGUUGGACUCCAGUGCUCGUGUGGCCCCGUUCCGGAUCCUCUACCAGACCCCUGAUUCACUGGUUUAUUGGACCAUCGCCCACGGGAGCUCGCGUAAGGAGAUCACAGAGAACUGGGAGUGGCUUGAGCAGAACCUGCUGCAAACGCUCUCCAUCUUUGAGAAUGAAAAUGACAUCACUACGUUCGUCAAGGGAAAAGUCCAGGGCAUCAUAGCUGAAUACAACAAAAGCCAUGAUAUUAAAGAAGACGAUGACACUGAAAAAUUCAAGGAGGCCAUCGCUAAGUUCCGUAAACUCUUCGCCAUGCCAGAGGAGGAGAAGCUGGUUAAUUAUUACUCCUGCAGUUACUGGAAGGGGAAGGUGCCGCGGCAGGGCUGGCUGUACCUCAGCAUCAAUCACCUGUGCUUUUACUCCUAUAUUCUCGGAAAAGAGGUUAAGCUGGUCAUCCGCUGGGCUGACAUCACACAGCUGGAGAAGAACGCCACGCUACUGCUUCCGAACAUGGUGCGCUUCAGUACGCGCUGCAGCGAGCACAUCUUCUCCGUCUUUCUGAACAUCAACGAGACGUUCAAACUCAUGGAGCAGCUUGCCAACAUCGCCAUGAGACAACUGCUGGACAACAAGGGCUUUGAGCAGGACCGCUCUCUGCCCAAACUCAAGAAGAAAUCGCCCAAGAAAGUGUCAGCCCUUAAAAGGGACUUGGACGCCAGGGCUAAAAGCGAGCGAUACCGGGCACUGUUCCGCCUGCCCAAAGACGAGAAACUAGACGGCCACACAGGCUGUACACUGUGGACCCCCUUCAACAAGUUGCACAUCCUCGGACAGAUGUUUGUCUCCACCAAUUACAUCUGCUUCACCAGUAAAGAGGAGACUGUCUGCAGUCUGAUUAUCCCUCUAAGAGAGGUGACCAUCGUUGAGAAAGCUGAUAGCUCCAACGUCCUUCCCAGCCCCUUGUCAAUCAGCACCAAAAACAAAAUGACUUUCCUCUUUGCCAAUCUCAAAGACCGGGACUUCCUGGUGCAGCGGAUCUCUGACUUCCUGCAGCAGACUACUUCCAAAAUGUACUUUGAGCGGGAAAUCACAGGCAGCCUCAGCAGCUCAGACGAUGAGGUAUACUCGCAGCAGGGCAGUGUUUUGUCCUGUAGUCCUCAGCGCAGUGCUCUUGGCUCAGAGGGAGAGAGUGAGAGACAGUUCAAUCUCAAUGAUAACAGAGUUCCCACAGCAACACAAGCACUGAUGACCAUGUACCGUCGUCGAUCCCCAGAGGAAUUCAACCCCAAACUGGCGAAAGAGUUUCUGAAGGAGCAGGCGUGGAAGAAUCACUUUGCCGAGUACGGUCAGGGAAUGUGUAUGUACCGUACGGAGAAGACCAAAGACCUGGUGCUGCGGGGCAUCCCGGAGAACAUGAGAGGAGAACUCUGGCUCCUGUUCUCUGGGGCAAUUAACGAAAUGGCGACUCAUCCUGGUUAUUAUGAGGAUCUGGUGGAGAAGUCGAUGGGGAAAUACAAUCUGGCCACAGAGGAGAUCGAAAGAGACUUACACCGGUCUCUGCCAGAACAUCCUGCCUUUCAGAACGAGAUGGGCAUCGCCGCCUUGCGUAGAGUCCUAACUGCUUACGCCUUUCGCAACCCCAAUAUUGGCUACUGCCAGGCCAUGAACAUAGUGACCUCGGUCCUGUUGCUGUACUCUAAAGAGGAAGAGGCCUUCUGGCUGCUGGUAGCGUUAUGUGAGAGGAUGCUGCCAGACUACUACAACACCAGAGUUGUUGGUGCUCUGGUAGAUCAGGGUGUGUUUGAAGAGCUGGCUAAUGUGCACGUGCCUCAGCUGUAUGACUGCAUGCAGGGGCUGGGCGUCAUCUCCACCAUCUCCCUCUCCUGGUUCCUCACGCUCUUCCUGUCUGUCAUGCCCUUCGAGAGCGCUGUGGUGGUGGUCGACUGCUUCUUCUAUGAGGGCAUUAAAGUCAUUUUCCAGCUCGCUCUGUCUGUGCUCGACGCUAAUAUACAUCAGCUGCUGAGCUGUAAAGAUGAUGGAGAAGCCAUGACUAUACUGGGCAGGUAUCUGGACAGUGUGACUAAUAAGGACAGCACUCUUCCACCAAUCCCACAUCUCCACUCUCUCCUCACUGAUAACAGAGAGCCUCAUCCAGAGGUGGACAUCUUCAAACUCGUCCGCAGUUCAUACGAGAAGUUUGGCUCCAUUCAGGCGGAUGUGAUUGAGCAGAUGCGCUUCAAACAGAGACUGAGAGUGAUUCAAGCCAUUGAAGACAACACCAAACGCAACGUGGUGCGUACCAUCGUAACAGAGACGGCCUUCAGCAUUGAUGAACUGGAGGAGCUCUACUCGCUCUUUAAGGCUGAGCAUCUGACCAGCUGUUACUGGGGCAGCACCAGUAACCCCGUGAACCAUCACGACCCGAGCCUUCCGUACCUGGAGCAGUAUCGCAUCGACCUGGAGCAGUUCAAGGGGCUGUUCGCUCUGCUCUUCCCCUGGGCCAGCGGCACACACACUGAUGAUCUGGCCCUGCGGUUCUUCCUUCUGCUGGACCACAACGCAGACGCGCUCAUAAACUUCAGAGAGUUCAUCAACGGCCUGAGUGUGCUGUGUCACAGUGACCUGACGGAGAAACUCAAGUUCCUGUACAAGAUGCACGUGCUUCCAGAGUUGCGUCAUGAGCAGGACGAGCCGGAUUCGGCCUGUGAAGCUACACAGUAUUUCUUUGAGGACAUCACACCUGAGACCUCCAGCGAUCACGACCCCAAGAACAGGAUUGAAAAGGAUGAUGGUUUUGUCAGGGUUACUUUUAAGAACGAAAAAGUGAAGAAAAUGCACACUCCAGAUUACCGGACAUACAUGCGCUUGUGGAACCAGGAGACCAAAUCAAAGCUAGAGAACAUGAAGGAUCUUCCCAAACUCAACCAGAGUCAGUUCAUCGAGUUGUGCAAGACUCUAUAUAACAUGUUCAGUGAAGACCCCAACGAGCAGAAGCUGUACCACGCCACCGCCACGGUCGCCAGUCUGCUGCUGGAGAUGGGCGAGGUAGGAAAGCUCUUCUGUAGUCCCGCUAGCAAGGACGAAGAUGAAGGCGACAACGAAGAGGAUGAUCAGAUUCCAUCUCGCAGAAGCAAACACCAAAAAGAGUGUCGCAAACCCUGCUUCUACCCACCGGGUGUUCCGGGCGAUGCCGAUUUAAACUCCGGCAUCACGGGACCCUUGGAGGACAUCAAACUUGAGGACUCGUCACCCAAAGACACAGCCACGUCCUCCGCCAUGCUCAUCUCUGAUGACGAGACCAAAGAUGACACAUCCAUGUCGUCGUACUCCGUCCUGAGCACCGGCUCGCACGAAAUGGACGAUAAACUUCAAUGUGAGGACAUCGUGGAGGAUACGGUACUCAUACGCAACAGCGGGAGAGCAGGACUUCAUGGGACAGAGGGUUUGCCUCACAGCGCUAGCAUCGAUAAAGACUGGGCCAUCACCUUUGAGCAGUUUCUGGCCUCUGUGCUCACCGAACAAGCCCUGGUGCAGUACUUUGAGAAACCUGUAGAGAUCGCUGCGCGAAUAUCUAAUGCUAAGAACGUUCGGAAGGUGGGACACCCGCACGUGCCCGUCAGUGACUAUGAGAUCUCGCUAUCUGGCUAACAUGCUAAAUAAAACAACAGCUUUACACUCAAAGCUGUGUCUGAACUUUGAGGUGUAAUCUAAUAGUUAUAAUUCUGUCAUCAUUUACUCACCAUGUCGUUACAAACCCGAAUGACUGACUUUCUUUGUGCAACACAAAUUAAGUAAUUAAGCAAAAUGGUCAAACUUCUCUUUUCCAUACAUUGACAGUCAUUGGUGACCAUGGCUGUCGAGCUUAAAUAAAGAAGCACCAUAAAACUAUUUCAAAUCAUUUGAAGCUAUACAAUAGUUUUGUGUGAGAAAAUGCACAAAAUGUAAGUCAUUAUUCACUGAAAAUCUUCGCCAUAUUGCAUUUGCGCCUACAUUUAAACACCUGGCGACACAUUUUUGUGUUUGGUUUUACGAGAGUGGGUAAAUGAUGAUGGAAUUAUCAUGUGAAAUAUCCCUUUAACUAAACUGGCCAUUUUUUCUCUUGUGGAUCUCCACUUAAAUCAGUGUGAAACAUCAAAGUCUUCAUGUUUAUAUGGGCUUAUUAAGGAAAGGACAGUAAUGACUUCUCCCAGAGGGUAAGUCUUUGAUCUUUGCUGAUCAGUUGGUGCGAUAGUGACCUUUUGUGAUGUAACAAACAAAAUGACUUUUUACAUGUACAAAGACUGAAAUGAACCAUUCACCUGUUGUAUACUACAAUGCGUGUACUUUAUAUACAGAAAUGGUUACUAGUAUCUAAUACAUUUAGACUGUUUAUCAUAGUAAUCGUGUCUAGAAUAGCUCACUAGUCCUGACUGGGCAAAAAAAAGAACAAGAGUCCUACAAGGAACUUUGCAUAACGUUGGCUUAACAUUCACAGGGAUAGUCGAGGGUCCAACUGAUCACCCUCUCUUGAGGAAGGACUCAAAAGGAAUGGUUCACUCGAACUGAAUGAACAUUUUGUCAACUUUAGGCACUUUUGUUCAUUCAACUCUUUUCCUACAAGGAACGUGAAUGGUGAUUUAUACUGCCAAGCUCCAAAACGGACAAAACCCCCAUUACGGUAUCAUAAUAGAAGCAUGUAUGGACGACUUGUGCGCUAUAGUCAAAAUCCUCUGCAUCCAUAUGACAAGUUUGUGGGAGGAACGGACCAAAAUAGGAAGCAUUUUCAGGUAAACUAAAAUGAUGUCUUCUGCUUUAAUUGAAGCCAUGCAACUAAUUCCAUCUAAUAUCACAUAUAUGUGUAUUAGCUCUAUUCUUUGCACCUGCACUUUUGGAUUUUCUUCUAUCUAUUUGUCACCUAAAACGCUUAAAUAUCAUAUGUUUCUCAGCUGAGAGGCGACGCAAUCCAGAUGCAAAUAUCAGACUUUUAGGCAUUCACUAUGUACAGUAUAGUAGAUAUAUACUGAAGACCCCGAUCAUGUACAGGUUAUAAGUUAGUGUGUAUUCACCGACAGGCAUGUGGCAUGUCUGUCCAUCGUCUUGUAAGCUAUAUAUGUUUUUUCAUCAUUGUAUGUUUUUAAGUUUACAUUUUAAUGUGAAUGGUUACAAUUGACCUGUAAAUGAUGCAAACCUCUUUCAGUAAUUAAAAGUAUUU